This is a messenger RNA of Zophobas morio, 2269 nucleotides long. RefSeq names its product GATA zinc finger domain-containing protein 24-like. The transcript has 5 exons. Gene Ontology annotation, biological process: DNA-templated transcription; regulation of transcription by RNA polymerase II. Gene Ontology annotation, molecular function: DNA-binding transcription factor activity, RNA polymerase II-specific; RNA polymerase II cis-regulatory region sequence-specific DNA binding. The coding region runs from base 607 to 2013 and encodes 468 amino acids. NCBI's taxonomy places the organism in Eukaryota, Metazoa, Arthropoda, Insecta, Coleoptera, Tenebrionidae. The record is from RefSeq and is a predicted model, not a curated record.
UAACACAAGUUCGCAAAGUUAACUCAGUGUUUUGGUGAUUAUAACACCCCCUAAAGUAAAGUGACUUAAUCUUUGAAGGCACUUAUUGAAUUUACAGUUCGUUUGACUUCUGUAAAACUUCAAAGAAAAUUGUGCUCGUUUUAUCUAUAUCACGAACGAGAUAAAGAGAUAAUUCCCAAAAUUUGACCAACUUUUUUCUGUUACCUGAAAAAUUUGUGCCCAUUAAAUUUUUUUUUUUUGGCUGUCCCACGUAAUAUGCCCGUGUCCGAUAAGUUGGCUAUGCAAAUUUCUAAAAUCUGCUCAACGGGAAAUUCCAAAUCUUCAGACAAUAUCUUUUUCUGGGUCAUUAAAAGAAAGUGUGUUAGAGUCAAUCACUGUACGAGAACAAUGCCCACAAUGGAAAUGUUGAGCGUUUCAAACACUCAACUCUUCUAUUGGUGAGGCCCUACAAGAGUCAACAUUUUUAAAAAAGGACAAGGCGAAUUUAAUUCCCUGUCAAAAUGGAAUCCGCUGCUGUUUUAUCAGCCACCUGCCCAUCAUGGCGAGAAAUCUACACAACUAAGCCCAAUAUUAAAUUUGGAUACAACAAAUUUGGACUUAUCCGACAUGGAAGCUUCAGUACUCCCCUGUGUCAAUCCUUACGACGUGAACCCGAUAGGUGGUUCCGUUGUGAAGUCCGUCGUACAGGAAGAGGCAAACUCAUUUGGAAGACAAAUCAAGCUCGAAAUGGAGGAAUUCAGCGAUCUUGCGCCAUUCCUACCCGAGGACACCCAAAAGGCAAUGACAAAUUCUACAGAUGAACUUAAUACGCCGAUUUUCGAUAGAAAAGGACCGUUUAAUUUUAUGGUAUAUGAAAAUACUUUCAUAGAAUCAACAUCAGCCGCAGAUCCUUUUAAGUUUGAAUACGACACAAUUCGAUCGGGUAAUAGUGUACUUUCAAACAAACAACUCAAUGACUUUUCAGUUUAUUCGAACAAUGUGAACGUUCAGCUGCAAGAUACCAACAAUAGUGAAGUAGUUAAUAUCAUACAAGGUUCUGAGGCUAAUCUGCUAUUUACAACAUCUGAAUCAGAUCAGGGAAAUAUAUACAUAAUUAAUGGAAAUGAAACCCCAAUACAUGUGCAAAGUGAAGAUCAAUUUAGUGCAUCUAUAUUUAAAAUUGAAGAUACUAAUAGUGUUGUAAGUGUAAACAGUAACGAGAAUCAAUAUUCGAACGUUUCUUCGCCCUCCAACGAGUAUUCCGUGAAUACCAAUAUAAAUAACAUCGAGGCACAACUUUCCAACAUGUCGCCAAGUAAUAAUGAACACUAUAGGACAAAUUUGGGAAUCGAAACACCAGAAGAUAGCAACAGUAGCUGCGCACCAUCUGAGUCACCAGUCAAAAAGGUUCCCAAACUUAAACUUAAUUUAGGAUUUAAUCAAGCAAUGGCUUUGAAUACUCCAGAUGUCAUUGAUUCUGUAGUCGAUUUGGAAACGAACUUUAAUAUUUUUGACUAUGUCAAUGAAAAGGAUGUAACAACUGUAAACAUAGAGGAUAUCCAUUUUGAAAAUCCAUCAACAUCCAGGGGAUUGAAUAUUGAUCAAAUUGACGCAAUAGCACCAACCAAACUCCGUAAAAGGAGGUCUAAACGUUACGACGACGAUGAUGAUGACGACGAGGACUAUGUACCACCCACCAAGAGACCAACAUCCAGUAAGAAAGAGUCAGUUGUUUCAUCAGAUUCUGAAAGUGAAGACGAACUACCACGCAGCAAGAGGGGUAGACCACCAAGGCGCACUUCAUCCAUCUCCUCUGAUCAUUCAGAUGCUACAAAGUACAGAGAACUGCGUGAUAAGAAUAAUGAAGCAUCAAGAAAGUCAAGAUUGAAGAGAAAGAUGAAAGAAAUGACACUUCAAAAAGAGGCUGAGGAGUUGUAUGAGAAAAAUGUCAAACUCAAAGCACAAGUUAAAGAAUUCGAACGAAUGGUUAACAAUUUUCGACAGAAUUUGUUUAAGAUAAUGCUUAAAAAGUAGUUUAGUGUGAUUUAUUUUUAAUGAGUUAUGCUAGUGAUUUGGGGUUUCUUUAGAAUAAGAUUUGUACAUUGCUUUGUUUUUAUUUUGAUUGUAGCUAUGUUCUACUAGUGUAUAUUUUAUAAAUUUUGUGAAGUUGAAGGUUCUUGCACAAAAUAUUUGUUUUAUUAUAAAUUUUACUGUUAUUAAAAGUUUUUGUAUUGUCUUGUAUUUUACACUGUUUAUUGGCGACUUUAAUAAAUGGUUUUGAAGCAGUGAA